Molecule: messenger RNA, 819 nt
Organism: Mesorhabditis belari
Lineage: Eukaryota; Metazoa; Nematoda; Chromadorea; Rhabditida; Rhabditidae
Source: the annotation of a GenBank genome assembly
AUGGAGACGCCAAUCGAGGGCGCUGAGGAUCUCUCAAAGCAGACAAAAAUUCGAUACGGUACACUGGCAAAAGGAUCAACAAUGACGUUCUUUAAUGAAUCAAAGAUUGAGACGUACGAGCGAAUGUGGAAAGCGAUGAGUGAUGGUGGCGGCACUUUUGUACAGAAUAGUCGAGAGGGGAUACAAAGGGUCAAGAGUGAAGUUUACGCUUAUCUAAUGGAAUCAUCGAUGCUCGAGUACGCGGUCGAACGAGAUUGCGAGUUGACACAGGUCGGUGGUUUGCUCGAUCAAAAGGGUUAUGGAGUUGGCCUUCCAAAAGGAUCACCGAAUCGAGCGGCAAUUUCGAGAGCGAUUCUCUACCUUCAAGAGACCACUGUGUUAACUGAGUUAAAAAAUAAAUGGUGGAAAGACGCGUCUCAUUCUUGCGGGAAUCACAUCCGCAAUCCGGACGACGAUGGCGGACCGGUGGCCGGUUUGGCGUUGUGUUUGCUCAGCGGUCUCGUUUUCUCCACAACUCUCUCAAUUCUUCAAUAUAUGAUCUCUUUGUGGCCAAGAGACGAAAAACCGAUACAAUCAGUUCCCACCCUGUCAGCUCUUCUUUCUGUGGCCAUUUUGGGUAUAAAAGCGCCGCAGGAGAUUCGUCGCAAAAUCGGCCGUUUGGAUCAAGUGGAAAGCGUUGUCGAAAGAGCGCCGAGUCGUGAGAUGUCAAAUGAGAAACUCUUCCAAAAUGGUGAAAGCCUCGAUCGAUCGUCGACACUCCGAAAAGAUCGCGAGAGACGGCGAACAUUGACGCUCACCGAUAUGAGAUCGCUCGGCUUU